Molecule: messenger RNA, 2135 nt
Organism: Scylla paramamosain (green mud crab)
Lineage: Eukaryota; Metazoa; Arthropoda; Malacostraca; Decapoda; Portunidae
Exons: 5
Coding region: 295-1770 (491 amino acids)
Biological process (GO): SCF-dependent proteasomal ubiquitin-dependent protein catabolic process
Cellular component (GO): SCF ubiquitin ligase complex
Source: RefSeq, a predicted model, not a curated record
GGUAACAGUGGCGGUAGACAAGGUAGUUCCUCCGUGCGGCUGUGUUAGUGUGCACUCAUCUGUGUAUCUACGUCUUCUCGAUCUGGUGUGGAUUUCGUGUGUUCUUCAGGCUAUGGACGUGAAGAGUGUGUGUGUGUGUGUGGUGUCCUUAGCUGGGUCAUGAUGGAGGCGUUGCUGUGAUGCAGAUCAGGAAGCGAGAAGGGUAAGGAGGUGAAGGUGGUGUUCACGCCGGGUGGAGGUGACGGAGGGCGAGGAUGAGGAGGUGGAGGCACAGCUCCAGUGUGGUGUUAUAGGAUGGUGGGGCUGCGGCCCCCUGACCGGCUGGAGGCGUGGGCACUUUCUGCCUGGUUGCAGGCUCUCAAUACUGCCGCAGGACGAGGGAAGGGGGUGAGCGCCCCUCUUAAGGCACCUCCAGCUCUGUUGUCAGCUGCUUUGAGUCAGGCAGCUGUAGGGUUGCGAGAGGCGGUAGUGGCGCGCCUGGCGGUGGCGGCAGUCACGGCUGGAGUCAGUCGGCUUGAUGUGCAUCUAGAGCAUCCGACAUUGGUGCAGACCCUACUAGAGGCCCUACAUGCCCACCCUGAACACCUCACCUCCCUCACGCUCACCCUGGGCCCUCGCACCUCGCUUGACGGUCUACUGAGUGAGGCGAUGUGCUACAUGACCAGCCUCACCUCACUUGUUAUAACUCCCGCCGCUACAGAUGCCCACUUAGCUGCCCUUGCUCAAGCCAGUCCACCGCUCGGCACCCUGGAUGUGUCCUACUGCUCAGCCGUCACUGAUAAGGGCGUGCGGGCCUUGCUAGGCCUGACGGAUGAUGCCCGACCAGUGCGAGAGGUGGUUCUUGGUGUGGUCAAGGGUACGGGCGAGCAUCCCGCCUCCACCCUUCAUACUGUCAACCUUUGGGGCACGGGAGUCACUACUCUAGGGUGUGUCCUGUUGCUGGCUACCUGUCCUGCUCUUACAUCGCUUACGUGUCGCUGGUCUGGUGAGGCUCUGGACUUGUCAGUAAGGGCUGGACGGGAGGCUCCCUUAAGCCUCACACAACUCAUCCUCGCCGAAUCUUCACUGCCACCGUUGGCUCCAGUCGCCACCCUUUGCCCACACCUGAGCUCCCUGGUGGCACGGCGUCCCUCUGAUGCCCCAAAUGUCGAGGAGGUGCUGAUUCAAGUACCUUCCCUAACCUCCCUCACUCUGAUGCAGUUUCUCCCACAUCAGGAGAAUUGGUUGCCUGCCUCCCCCGCGCCAUACCUCACACACCUUCAUCUGUCUUUCCUGGAGCCACGCCCCGUCCACCUGGCUCGCCUUGCAGACACCUUCCCUUCCCUAACUCAUCUAUUCCUGGAUGGAGUGACGCCCACGCUCCCCUACCCUCCUCCGCCCCCGCCCGUCUCCAAGAUAGAAAGCUUACGUUUGGUCACUCUGCCCAUCACGAAUCCUGAUUUGGACGCAGAGGUGGUGGAGUGGGCACUGGUAUGGGUGUCCGCGGCCUCCAGCAUUGACCUUGGCUCCUGUAGACUUCUAACUGACGAGCAUCUCACUCGAGCCAUCGCGGCAGGUGCUCUUACCCAGGCAGAGGACGUGCGUCUGUCGGGAGCGCGUCAGAUCACGGAUGGCGCCAUCAUGGACCUGCUGACGGCGUGCCCGCAUCUGCGUCGCCUCGCCCUCAAGAUGCUUCCCAAGGAACGUCUGGCCGAGUUGGAAUCCCUCAAGGUGACACUCCGCAAGCAAAAUCUUGACCUUGAAUUGAUCACUUACGGCUGGAAGUUUUGAACUCAGAUCUCAAGCAGCAGGUUUCCUCUGUCCACGAGGGAGAGAUGGAACAGAGACGGUCAGGGCCCUGAGUAGAUGGCCUCGCACAAUCAUGCUCGAUAUGUUAAGAUUUUGCUAACGUUAUUCAACAUAUUUUUAUGUAUACUCUAUAUAUGUACAUUUUUUAAGGAGGUGCUGUUUGCAUAUUAAAGAUUUUUUUUCUUCAGUGUGUGUGUGUGUGUGUGUGUGUGUGUGUGUGUGUGUGUGUGUGUGUGUAAGUGAGGCUCUUCCUUCAUAUCAAGACACAGAGGCCGAACACAAGCAACGGGAUGAAAUGUUCUGGUGCCGUCUUCAUAAACGUUCCUUCAAUAUAUUGUUUAACAGAG